GGUCGGGCGACAGACACCUUGAAAGAGAUCGAGAAGCCAGUCGGAGAGUUAUCGUCGAGGAAGAAGGCGAACGGGGAUGGCCACGGCGGGCACUUCGGGUCUUGGCAAGAAGAAGAAGAAUCCAGGGCUCAUGGAUUCUUUUACAAAGAUCUUUGGAGGGGAGAAGAAGAAGAGGAGUAAGGGGUCAUUCCGGGGUCACCUGGCCACGUCACCCCAGCAGUCGUCCACCCGCCGCAGGACCAAUGAAAAUGCCGUGGUCCAAUUCUUCCGCAACAUUGUUUCUUCGCCUCGCCCUAAAUCAAAGUGGAGAGAUUUCUUUGGCUUGGCUUCAUCACCGCGUCCGGAGAGCACAAAAUCGCCGGUGAGACGACGCAAGGAACAAAGCACGCUGUCCAAACUUUUCAACCUGUGAUGCUUUCAUCCAAAAUCAGGAGAAACCAAGUCCCGCCCCCCACCCAAACGCUGGAGCACCAUAUUCUGACCGCUGUUCCGACACCCCGAGCGUGGAUUUUAAAGUGGCGUGAUGACUCAAAACCAAACGUGUGUGUUAACGCUCUAAUACUGGAUUCCUGAGUUCACUCAUUGGCUGCCAUUGACCGCAAUAGAUGUCCAAUCCAUUUUGACUGGUCCAGUCAAUCCAGUCUAAAUGGAUUGGACAUCUGUCGCCAUGAGUGGCUGCAAAAGUAUUACUGUGUCCAUCAAAAAACAUGGUUGUGUUGAUGUUCAUAUGGUGCUAUGUGUGUCCUGUUAUUUUUUGGUGUUUGUCUCACACCAUUGUAUUAAAAAAAAUUACAAUUAUCAUCACACCUCAGUUAUUAAUCACGUGCAGUCACGUCAAAAGUAAGCGAUCUAUUGAACAUGCCCUUUUUAAUUGCACUGUUGCGCACUAAUCACUAUUUUUAAAGGUCUGAUGUGGUUUGCGGAAAAAAAGACGGUAAUACGUAAGUGAUUCCUGAGUUUUCGGUGGAAUUUUGGAACGUCAAAACGCACGUCGUUUGUCUGUUUUGGUCUUGUUUCUGAAUAUUGUUGUCAUUUCGAGAUGUUUUAAGUUCUUGUUUUAAAGAAUUGGCUGAAUUAAUAUGUUUUCAUUUGAUCAUCUUUGUGAAAGUUUUAAUGUGGAGCCUAACUGGAAGUAAACAACUUUUGUUUUCCUGAUGUGAAUUAAUUCAUUAUUAAAUGUUCUGAAGUCUUAAAACUGUGUUGUUUUUCCA
This is a messenger RNA of Corythoichthys intestinalis (scribbled pipefish), 1211 nucleotides long. RefSeq names its product myelin basic protein-like. Lineage: Eukaryota; Metazoa; Chordata; Actinopteri; Syngnathiformes; Syngnathidae. Gene Ontology annotation, molecular function: structural constituent of myelin sheath. The transcript has 7 exons. Bases 77 to 412 code for a protein of 111 amino acids. The record is from RefSeq and is a predicted model, not a curated record.